UUCAUCACGUCCGAACCACAGUUUAGUGGAGUACUGUGCUUGGUAGAAAAACGAUCUCAGUUUCUGUGCUUAACAUGAGUAUCUGGUGCUUCGUAUUACUAUCCGUGAUCGUUGGUGUAAUGGCAAACGAUAGUCCCGCUCCCAACAAUCAACCUGUCCCUUCCACAGACAUCACGACUUCGCCCGAAUUCCGUAUACUAGAGCGAAUUGAACGCUUAUCACAAACCUUGAGCGAUAAAAUCAAGACGGUUAACGAUCGUGUCGAUAAAAUGGUGGGAAAGUUUUCGGAGCAAAUGCAUAAUGUAUCAACGGCAACCACACAACGGCUGAUCAAUCUAGAACACAAGCUAGAACGAGUUCCAGAAGACACGGGAGUAUACUUUAUGAAACCAGAUAUGGCCAAGAACAUCACGUUUGAAGUGUCGCGCGAUUGGACGAAUAAUCAUGGAUUCGGAGGCAACUGGAUCGUUUUCCAGCGAAGAUUCAAUGGGUCGGUCGAUUUCUAUCGCAACUGGAACGAAUAUAAGGACGGGUUUGGUAAUCUACGUGGCGAACAUUGGCUAGGAUUGGAAAAGUUGUACUCGAUCUUGAAAACCCGUCAACACGAGCUGCUUAUCGUGCUGGAAGACUUCGAUGGGGUGAUUGCUUAUGCACAUUACGAUGACUUCAAGAUCGGAGAUGAAAGUGAGAAGUACAUGAUAAAAUCAGUUGGCCAAUACAACGGGACGGCCGGUGACUCGUUUUCCUAUCACAAGGACGGUUUGUUUACAACCUUCGAUCAAAACAAUGAUAAAGCUACUUACAACUGUGCCCAAGCGUAUGCUGGUGCGUGGUGGUUUAAAUCGUGUUAUAAUAGUCAUUUGAAUGGAGAAUACUUGCAUGGAAAAAGCAAUCGUCAUGCUGGUAUUAUUUGGUUUAAAUUUCGAGGAUUGUCUCACUCCUUGAAGCGAACCAAAAUGAUGGUCAAACCUGUAGGGACAUAAAAAUUACAUAUGGAAUUAUUCCGCUUUAUAAAACAAAAACUAUCGUUUCUUUUACACAAAAAAUUCAUUCUAUCGCUGAUUAGUACGAACAUAAUUAUAAUAAUUCCUCAAUAGAAGCCAAGUAAAUUCUUGUAGUUUGAACCCUUGUCGAGUCUUGGAUAGAUUAUAAUGUAAUAUGGCAACAGUAAUAUAAUUCCUUACGAUCAGCCGAUGAAUGAUGGUGGCAAGCCUCUCUGGGAACAUCUUGAAGAGCACUGAUGACUUCUUCCAAGAAUGACAAGGGCACUUUGUCAUCCUGCUGGCUGACGUAGUACUGCUCUCCACUGCUUGCUGCGCCUGGUUCGCUCCCGUGCUUCUACUCCAUUCAAAUGUCGGUCGAAGUAGCCACCUGUCGAUCACCUUGCUCGUUCUACAGGAUAUCUCCCUCCUCGUUGGGGCACAUAGCGGUCAUGGGGGUAAAACCAACUCGUGCCGUAUUCAACAUCCUGUACAACUUACGAGUUUCCCCCGACUCGGGAUAGUUCCGGCGUCAGUUGUUCAUCCGAGUUCAUCCGACUGCCUUCUCAGUCGUCUGUAGUGUCAGGUCUCGCGCUGGAGCAUACGGAUACGCGUUGCGUUCUUCACGGAUAGUGCUCGCCUGUACUCAUCAUCAAACCAUUCCUUCCUCUGGUUACGUGUUACGCGGUCAAUUGUUCCCCAAGCGCAGUCGGGAAGUCUCUCGCCACAUCAGCUUGCCUCUACAGAUCUAUGUAUGUUGAGCCUUGGGGUGGGCUGAUAACCUAGCUGAUUGGUUACGCACAGUGGAUGUAAGACUGCAGUCCUAGACCGAGUUUUCUGGAAACGGAUUGAGGACCUGGCCAUGUCUUCGCGACAUGCUUGACCAUGAGCAAGCCAAGAAAGAAGAAUGUGAUAAUAAAAAUAAAUUAGCUUCAUCACAAAAAAA
This is a messenger RNA of Anopheles funestus (African malaria mosquito), 1926 nucleotides long. Its product is annotated as microfibril-associated glycoprotein 4-like. NCBI's taxonomy places the organism in Eukaryota, Metazoa, Arthropoda, Insecta, Diptera, Culicidae. The record is from RefSeq and is a predicted model, not a curated record. The transcript is spliced from 2 exons. Bases 75 to 983 code for a protein of 302 amino acids.